Molecule: messenger RNA, 225 nt
Organism: Ostertagia ostertagi
Lineage: Eukaryota; Metazoa; Nematoda; Chromadorea; Rhabditida; Trichostrongylidae
Source: the annotation of a GenBank genome assembly
CUAUCGCUGUCGUUGAUUUACAAUAGUGAUCCUUCUCCGUCGCUGGCCUACUGCCUCUGUGCGCUCACCUCACUCGCGUGUCAACUGGAGCAGCAAGGAUGCGUCGAUGUGGUGCUGCUGCUUGCAUCUUAUUCUCAUAUCCACUGUGGACUAUGGAAUUCUAGGCAAGAUAUUGAGGUGAUCUACGAAAAGCUGGCGAUCCUCGUCAACACUACAAGGGUAUAA